AUGGUACGCGUAUGGAAGAGUAUAUCUCUAUUACCAGUGUGGCUAUUGCUACUAACACAUACAUUUGCUGCAUUACUAGCUGUGGAUUAUGGUCAACAAUUUAUAAAAGCUAUGGUGGUUUCACCACAGGCUCCCUUAGAAAUGGUUCUUACACCUGAAGCUAAAAGAAAAGAAGUCUCGGGUAUGGCAUUUAAAAAAUUAUCUAAGAAACCUACUGAUUUAGAAAGGUUUUAUGGUUCAGCUGUUGGGUCUUUAGCCACUAGAUUCCCUGGAUCUACUAUGUUACAUUUGAAACCAUUGCUUGGUAGAAGUAUUGAUGAUCUAGAGGUCGUUGAAUACCAAAAAGAACAUCCUGGUCUAGAAUUUGUUUCUACUGGUAGAAAAACUGUAGCUAUUAAAAUUGAUAAUGUUGAGUAUCCAAUUGAAGAACUUGUAGGCAUGAAUUUACAAGAGAUUACUGCAAGAGCUAACAAGCAUAUUAAGGAGAAUGAUAAAAGAUCCAAGGAUUACGUUGAAAAAUUGGCUCUCUCUAUCCCAGCUUAUUGGGAUCAAUACCAACGUACUGCUUUGAUGGAUGCAGGUAUGUUUGUCGAUGAUUUAACAGGUUUGACUCUGAUCAAUGACGGUUUAACCAUUGCUAUUAAUUUUGCGGUUAAGAAAAAUGACUUUGAAUUAGAUCAACCACAUCACUACGUCAUUUAUGAUAUGGGUAGUGGUUCAAUCAAAGCCUCUCUUGUAACUAUCACUCAACAUGCUGAAAAGAAUGUCCCAAUUAGAGUUGAAUUACAAGGUUAUGGUUUUAACUCUACUUUAGGUGGUUCUCAAUUAACUAUGCGUGUAGCAAACAUAAUUAAGACAAAAUUCUUAGAAAAAAAUCCUAAAGUUAUGGAAGAAGAUCUAGAUGCAGAUGCUAAAGCAAUGGCUAAAAUUAUUCAAGCCGCUGAAAAGGCUAAACUUGUACUAAGUGCUAACAGUGAUUCAUCUGUCAGUAUUGAAUCAUUACUUCCUGAUAUUGAUUUUAGAACUGUUAUCACUAGAGAAGAUUUUGAGGCUACUAUGGAAGAUGAUAUUAAUAGCUUCAAUUUACCUAUUUUGAAUGCUAUCGAAAAACAAUUUCAAAUUAAUGGUGAAGAGCGUAUUACCUUGGAUGAUAUCACUGGUAUUAUCUUAGCUGGUGGUUCUUCCCGUGUUCCAUUUGUUCAAAAAUCAUUAGCCGAUGUUGUUGGUCCAGAAAAGCUUUUAAAGACUGUGAAUGCAGAUGAAUCUGUUGUUAACGGUCUUUCUCUUAGAGGUACUCAACUGUUUGAGUUGUUUAAGACAAGACCAUUUAAUGUUACCGACCGUUCGGUUUUCAAUUUUACAUUGUCCCCACAUGAUGAAGAAUUAAAUGAUAUUCAAAUUUUUGAAGCAGGUUCCAGUUACCCAAAUAAGAAGGGUUUGUUGAUCCCAGUUCAAGAUGCCUCAAAGACUAGUGAAUAUUCGAUUUAUGAAAAUGAUAAGAUAAUUAAGAAUAUUACAAUUGAAGGUAUUGAAAAUUUCACAAUGUCUGAAUGUCCAUAUGGUUCAGUGUAUAACAUGACUUACGCAUUAACUCAAGUUAGAACUUUGAAUUUUGAUACUAUUGAUUGUUUUUGUAUUAAGGAUGCUAAGGAAGCCCUUGCUGUAAAGAAAGAAAUCCUUGGGGUAAAUUUCAUUGAAGAGAUUGAUGAAGACGACGAAUUUGAAUCGUUUGAUAGUGAAGAAGCUGACAAUUUACACUUUGAUGUUGAUGCUAAGAAGGAAGCUGGUUUAAUGAUUAAUCCAAAGGCGCAUAGUUAUGACGAUUACGUUACACCAAUGUCUAGUGAAGAGAGAAUGCAAUGUACAAACCGUAUUCAAAUGUUAGACGAAAAUGAUAAAAGAAGGUUACAAUUACAAGAAGCUAAGAAUCUUCUUGAAAGUAGUCUAUAUGACAUCAGAAAUUUCCUCUCUGAAGAAGAAUCGUUAAUAGAUGGUCCAACAAAACAAAUUGAAAAAUUGUCUCAAUUAGUCACUGAAUAUUUAGAAUGGGUUGAAUAUGAAGCUGAUACUGCAACUAAGAGUGAAAUUAAUAAGAGAAGGAAACAAAUCACAAUGAUGAAAGAUAACAUCGAAGAAUAUCUAAAGACAGCUGGUGAACCUCUUGGAUACGAACAACUUCAAAAUAUGUUAGAUACUGCAAAUGCUCUUUGGAAAAAAAUUGAAAAUAAUGCAGACAAUCUUGAAGAAAAAUUAGCUGAGCUAGACUCUAAAGUAAACAAGAAGAUUCUAGAUGUAAGGAAAGAAUAUAAUCAAAUAAAGGUACCAACAUACUUGGCCAAAACUAUUCGUGAUUAUAAUACUACUAUUAACAUUUUCGAGGAGAGUAUCGCUAAUAUGACUUCAUUUGUUGAAAAGAAGAUCUUCGAAAGCAUGGACCGUGAACAAUUGUAUGGAGUUAAGACUAUGUUUGAAAAUUUGAUCAAAGCGGCGCAAGACAAAUUCACUGCAUUAGAGACUGUACAAACUCAACGUCUAGCAGAUCUAAAGGCUACAUACCAACGUAAAAUUAGAGCAUUGAAGAGAAAGGAAAAGAAAAAACAACAAGCUGAAAGCUCGAAGAGUGCGGCAUCGGAGAAAUCAGAAUCAACAGUCAAUGAUAACGAGUCUUCUAGUAUGAACAAAUCAUCGGAAACUAAUGAUGUCCAUGAUGAAUUAUGA
Maudiozyma saulgeensis is the source of this 2718-nucleotide messenger RNA. NCBI's taxonomy places the organism in Eukaryota, Fungi, Ascomycota, Saccharomycetes, Saccharomycetales, Saccharomycetaceae. The record is from the annotation of a GenBank genome assembly.